Nymphaea colorata (pocket water lily) is the source of this 1631-nucleotide messenger RNA. RefSeq names its product formate dehydrogenase, mitochondrial. Gene Ontology annotation, molecular function: NAD binding; oxidoreductase activity, acting on the CH-OH group of donors, NAD or NADP as acceptor; formate dehydrogenase (NAD+) activity. The coding region runs from base 209 to 1363 and encodes 384 amino acids. Gene Ontology annotation, cellular component: mitochondrion; chloroplast. NCBI's taxonomy places the organism in Eukaryota, Viridiplantae, Streptophyta, Magnoliopsida, Nymphaeales, Nymphaeaceae. The transcript has 6 exons. The record is from RefSeq and is a predicted model, not a curated record.
UAUUGAACACUUCCUGGUGCGAUCGGGCCUCCACGAGGCUCGCAUGGGCGGCUCCGUGUCGUCUAUAAAUAUACAAAAUUCAGGCGAUUCAUCAGCCAUCGUUGAUCAGUAGCUACACCCACUUAUUAUUUUUCCUCUUCUCGGCUCCUGGCUAACUGAUUCUGCCGGAGGCCGUCGGGAGGAAGAGGAAGGGAAGAAAUUCGGAGGAAUGGCGAUGGGAAGGGGAGUCGCCGGCGCCGUUCGAAGGCUUGCAUCGAGGUUAUCUGCCUCGCCUGCUGCCCCGUGCAGGGAGCUUCAUGCUGGUGCUGGAAGCAAGAAGGUUGUCGGAGUGUUCUAUAAAGCUAACGAAUAUGCAUCUAAAAAUGCAAAUUUCCUGGGCUGUGCAGAACAUGCCUUGGGCAUAAGCGAUUGGCUGCAAUCACUGGGUCAUCAAUACAUAGUCACAGAUGAUAAGGAAGGCCCUGAUUGUGAGUUGGAGAAACACAUCCCCGAUCUGCAUGUUCUGAUAACCACACCUUUCCAUCCAGCAUAUGUGACAGCAGAUAGGAUCAAAAGGGCUAAGAAUCUGCAGCUGCUUCUAACUGCUGGCAUUGGCUCUGAUCAUAUUGAUCUAAAUGCAGCAGCAGCAGCUGGUCUCACAGUUGCAGAGGUCACUGGAAGCAAUGUUGUAUCUGUUGCUGAAGAUGAGCUCAUGCGAAUCCUCAUUCUUGUUCGCAACUUCUUACCUGGAUAUCAUCAGGUUAUCACUGGUGAUUGGAAUGUUGCAGCCAUUGCCCACAGAGCUUAUGAUCUUGAGGGAAAGACUAUUGGUACUGUAGGUGCCGGUCGCAUUGGAAAACUUUUGCUUCAACGCCUGAAGCCAUUUAACUGUAAUCUGCUUUACCAUGACCGACUCAAGAUGGAUCCAGAACUUGAAAGUCAGAUUGGUGCAAAAUUUGAAGAAAAUCUUGAUGCCAUGCUUCCAAAAUGUGAUGUGAUUGUGAUUAAUACACCUCUUACGGACAAGACCAGAGGAAUGUUUAACAAGGAAAAGAUUGCAAAAAUGAAGAAAGGAGUUCUGGUUGUUAAUAAUGCUCGAGGGGCAAUUAUGGAUGCCCAAGCAGUGGCUGACGCUUGUGCAAGUGGGCAAAUUGGAGGUUAUAGUGGUGAUGUAUGGUAUCCACAACCAGCACCGAAGGAUCAUCCGUGGCGUUACAUGCCAAACCAAGCCAUGACUCCUCAUAUAUCAGGGACUACCAUUGAUGCUCAGUUGCGGUACGCAGCUGGGACCAAGGACAUGCUUGAUAGGUUCUUCAAGGGAGAGGAGUUUCCACCACAAAAUUAUAUAGUUAAGGAAGGCAAGUUGGCAAGCCAGUACCUCUAGAAUGUUUCUCCAAGUCCAUGGUAAGAUAUUAUAGACAAUAAAAUGGUCACCUAAUCCACGGUGCCUCUUUGCGGCCAUCAAUCUGUUGCGUUAACUUCCUUGUCCAGUGGACUAUUGUGGUUUCAUGGUUUGCAUGUGCAGAUGAGCGAUGCACUUAACUGAAUAAGGAGACGAGUUUGAAUUUUGUGUUUUAAUCUUUCUUUUGCCCAAUGAACUGCUCUUUCUUUGUAUAAGCAAAUCAGAAAUGUCUUGUAAAUGGUUCCAUUCC